This is a messenger RNA of Oncorhynchus gorbuscha (pink salmon), 4072 nucleotides long. RefSeq names its product serine/threonine-protein kinase PAK 2-like. The coding region runs from base 260 to 1807 and encodes 515 amino acids. Gene Ontology annotation, biological process: intracellular signal transduction; protein phosphorylation; regulation of axonogenesis. Gene Ontology annotation, cellular component: cytoplasm. The transcript is spliced from 16 exons. Gene Ontology annotation, molecular function: protein serine/threonine kinase activity; ATP binding. The record is from RefSeq and is a predicted model, not a curated record. NCBI's taxonomy places the organism in Eukaryota, Metazoa, Chordata, Actinopteri, Salmoniformes, Salmonidae.
UGGUUCGUUCCGUUUCCGCCCUGUCAUCCUGGCUUUUCUCCGGUCCUCGGGGCCCAAUUCCAGAAGAGGACAGCAAAACAAGUGAAAAUAGCACUAGAAUAACCGGCUACAGUUUAUUAGCUCAAAUCUGAAGUAAAUCACAGCGCCAGAUCGGUGUACCGCGGAGACAAAUAGAGGAGGAGGGGCGGGGUUUCAGGAGUUUUACAUGAGACGAGAUAUUGCUUCCUAGUUAAGCUUACUGCUGUGUGUGUGUGUGUAGAUGUGUGACAGCGGUGUGUGUGAAGACAAGCCCCCGGCCCCCCCUGUCAGAAUGAACAGCCAAGGAGGCGGAGCCAAGGACUCCGUGUCGGGCAACUACAACUCUCGGUCCCUCCCCUCUGUUCCUGAGAAACAGAAACGAAGUAAAAUGAUCUCCAUAUUUGCAUCCGAGAAAGGAGGCAGGAAGAAGGAUCGUGAUAAGGACAACAGACCAGAGAUCUCCUCUCCGUCAGACUUUGAACACACCAUCCAUGUGGGCUUCGACUCUGUCACAGGAGAGUUCACAGGCAUGCCGGAGCAGUGGUCCAAACUGCUCCAGACGUCAAACAUCAGUAAAUCGGAGCAGAAGCAGAAUCCUCAGGCUGUUCUGGACAUUCUCAAGUUCUACGACUCCUCCACCGCAAAACAGAAAUACCUCUCCUUCUCAGAGAAAGAUGCACAGUCGCCUGGAAAGCAGGGUGCCACGUCCUCGCCAUCAGGCGGUAAGGACGGUGAUGAUGAUGAGGAUGAUGGAGACGAAGCGCCGCCCCCUAUUGUGGCGCCACGGCCUGAGCACACCAAAUCAGUGUACACCAAAUCUGUCAUCGACCCACUUCCUCCGCUGCCAGAGCCUGACUCCGCCUCCAACAGGAACAAGAAGAAACAGCAGGGCAAGAUGACUGACGAGGAAAUCAUGGAGAAACUACGAACCAUCGUCAGUAUUGGAGAUCCCAAGAAGAAGUACACACAGACAUACAACAUACAGGGAGCGUCUGGUACUGUCUAUACAGCCAUCGAUGUUGCCACUGGUGCAGAGGUAGCUAUCAAACAGAUCAACCUCCAGAAACAGCCGAAGAAGGAGCUGAUCAUCAACGAGAUCCUGGUGAUGAAGGAGUUACAACAACCUAACAUCGUCAACUACGUAGACAGUUUCCUGGUAGGUGAGGAGUUGUUUGUGGUGAUGGAGUAUCUGGCUGGAGGUUCGCUCACGGACGUUGUCACGGAAACAUGCAUGGACGAGGCUCAGAUCGCUGCCGUGUGCAGAGAGUGUCUGCAGGCUCUGGAGUUCCUCCAUGCCAACCAGGUGAUCCACAGAGACAUCAAGAGUGACAACGUGCUGCUGGGCAUGGACGGAUCUGUCAAGCUCACUGACUUUGGGUUCUGUGCCCAGAUCACUCCAGAGCAGAGUAAAAGAAGCACCAUGGUGGGGACUCCCUACUGGAUGGCUCCUGAAGUGGUGACCAGGAAGGCCUACGGACCCAAGGUGGACAUCUGGUCCCUGGGCAUCAUGGCUAUAGAGAUGGUGGAGGGAGAACCCCCUUACCUCAACGAGAACCCACUCAGGGCCCUCUACCUGAUAGCCACCAAUGGGACUCCAGAGCUCCAGUCUCCAGAGAAGUUAUCUCCAGUGUUCAGGUCCUUCCUGUCCCGCUGUCUGGAGAUGGAUGUAGAGAAGAGAGGAGGGGGGAAAGAACUACUGCAGCAUCCAUUCCUAAAGCUGGCCAAGCCUCUCUCCAGCCUCACCCCUCUCAUCCUGGCAGCCAAGGAGGCCAUGAAGAGUAACCGCUAACCCUGGUUAGCCACAGAUACACUGGAUUCCUAUAUCUCUGUGUUAGCCUGAGUGCUAACUGCUAACUACUAGCCUUACCAGCUAACUUCCAGCCCUACUGUGCCAACUCGUCAGUGCCUCUCUGUAACUGACAGCAUCUCCUCCUUGAUGCUAAACACCAGCCUGCUAGGGCCCUGGCUCGUACACCUACAAGUCACACAAGUCGGCUUCCUGUUCUGUUUGACUCUCCUUCCCCUCUGUCCUUCACCCCUCACUCCAUAUCACACACCAGUCUUCCUAUGUCUCUUACCCCCCCGUCCCUGUCUGUCCUUCACCCCUCACUCCAUAUCACACACCAGUCUUCCUAUGUCUCUUAACCCCUCCCUCCCUGUCUGUCCCUCACCCCCCCCUGUCUGUCCCUCACCCCUCACUCCAUAUCACACACCAGUCUUCCUAUGUCUCUUAACCCCUCCCUCCCUGUCUGUCCCUCACCCCCCCUGUCUAUCCUUCACCCCUCACUCCAUAUCACACACCAGUCUUCCUAUGUCUCUUAACCCCUCCCUCCCUGCCUGUCCCUCACCCCCCCUCCCUGUCUGUCCCUCACCCCUCACUCCAUAUCACACACCAGUCUUCCUAUGUCUCUUACCCCCUCCCUCCCUGUCUGUCCCUCACCCCUCACUCCAUAUUACACACCAGUCUUCCUAUGUCUCUUAACCCCUCCCUCCCUGUCUGUCCCUCACCCCCCGUCCCUGUCUGUCCUUCACCCCUCACUCCAUAUCACACACCAGUCUUCCUAUGUCUCUUAACCCCUCCCUCCCUGUCUGUCCCUCACCCCCUCCCUGUCUGUCCCUCACCCCUCACUCCAUAUCACACACCAGUCUUCCUAUGUCUCUUACCCCCUCCCUCCCUGUCUGUCCCUCACCCCCUCCCUGUCUGUCCCUCACCCCUCACUCCAUAUCACACACCAGUCUCCCUAUGUCUCUUAACCCCUCCCUCCUUGUCUGUCCCUCACCCCCUCCCUGUCUGUCCCUCACCCCUCACUCCAUAUCACACACCAGUCUUCCUAUGUCUCUUAACCCCUCCCUCCCUGUCUGUCCCUCACCCCCCUCCCUGUCUGUCCCUCACCCCCUCCCUGUCUGUCCCUCACCCCCCUCCCUGUCUGUCCUUCACCAGUCACUCCAUAUCACACACCAGUCUUCCUAUGUCUCUUACCCCCUCCCUCCCUGUCUCUCCCUCACCCCCUCCCUGUCUGUCCCUCACACCCCCUCCUCAUCUGUCCCUCACCCCUCACUCCAUAUCACACACCAGUCUUCCUAUGUCUCUUACCCCUCCCUGUCUGUCCCUCACACCCCUCCUCAUCUGUCCCUCACCCCUCACUCCAUAUCACACACCAGUCUUCCUAUGUCUCUUACCCCCUCCCUGUCUGUCCCUCACUCCCCCUCCUCAUCUGUCCCUCACUCCCCCUCCAUUUUCCUCACCCUCUUUUUCAUUCAGAUGUUGUGAGGUUUUCCUGUUCUGUUUGUCUCUGCCUGCUACCUGUUCUUUCUCUCUCUUUACUCUGACUAAGAAACGUUAAAGGUGCAAUCUGUAAAAAUGAUUGUCCCACAAACAAAUAGUUAAUUUCAAUCCUACAGUAUCAGUGUUGCAGUACACCUUCAAAUAAAACUACAGAUUGCACCUUUAACAAAAUGAAAGAAAGUAAUUGCUGUAAUCUCGGUAUUCAAUCUCGGUAUUCAAUUCAAAUAUUUUGGCAGCAAAACCAAAUGACAUUUUUCAAAAUUGUUUUGUAUAUUAUGUACUUUGACAAAUGUUGAGGGGGAAAAAAUGGUGAUAUUUGGUGAACUGUUUUUUAACGUGUAUAAAUACUUUUCAUUUGGUGUUUUGUGACUAACAUUCUGAUAGAAACCUUCCAUUACGGUGUGCCUUAAUGAACACAACAUCUAUAUGGGGUGAAUCCUAACGUUCACUUCAUUAAGUUGAAUUGUCACUUAGUCUCCCAUUGACAUCAACGCAUGACUACGUGACAACGUGACUUAAGUGGAAGUUAGGAUUUGCUCCUAUGAUUGGCCAAUCAAAAAGCAUUCCACCUUGCUAGACUAGUUCCAUUCCAUUUCACAGACAUUCCAGUCAGAGAGGUUGAUUGGUUGAGUCUGAUGAUGUUGAUGAUUUUAAUAAGUAUCCCCUUCUGUUGUUCAUUUUUAAUUAAUGAAACCAAAGUUUUUUUUUACAGGAAGCCAUGUAUUUUCAAACAGUCUAUGUAAAUGAUUAAAGAUAGACUUGAACUAA